Messenger RNA from Olea europaea var. sylvestris, 2265 nucleotides. RefSeq names its product glycosyltransferase family 92 protein RCOM_0530710-like. The record is from RefSeq and is a predicted model, not a curated record. Lineage: Eukaryota; Viridiplantae; Streptophyta; Magnoliopsida; Lamiales; Oleaceae. The coding region runs from base 193 to 2052 and encodes 619 amino acids. The transcript has a single exon.
GCCAAUCCAACGCGUCCACACUUUUCUCCUCCCUUUAUUCUCUCUGCGGCAAUUACCCAAUUACCAGAAAAAGAGCACACCACUGUCGGCACACACAGAUCUGAACUUAAAAAACAAUACUUGUCUCUUACAUUCCUAAAUCUUAACCUGAAAUCAGAUCAAUUUCUUGCAUUUUUUUCACUUAGAAAUUAAAUGGAUUCUUCACGCAAGAGAAAACGGCUAUUCAGACCCUCAUAUUAUUCAUCAUAUUCUUCUGUAUAUUUGUUUUCAUUAAGAUCUUUUGUAUUGUGCUUCAGCUUUUUCAUAUUUCUGUUUCUUAUAUCUUAUAUGAUUCCCUUAAACUCUUCGGCUUUUCACCCGGUUUUGGUGGUUUCAAGCUUAGCUUCUUCUGGUUCAAAUCUUGCUAAAAGAAUCCAAGAGUUUGAUGACUCUUUUACAUUUCCAUGGAAAAUAGAGAACCGGGUUUUGUUCCCUGAUCAUAUUUUGUUGUUAGUGAGUAGUUUAAAGAAAGAUGGGUUGAUAAAGAAGAGUGCUAAAGAAUUGGAAUGUUUUUAUUAUGGUAAAAAUGUAUUGGAAAGUCGUGGUGGGAGUUCUGGAGAAAGGGAUAGGGAUAUUUUGGUUAAGCAAAAUGUGUUGUCUGUAGAUGAAUAUGAUGAGUUUAGGUCCAUUAUGCGGUGCCCACUUCCAUCUGUGAAUUAUUCAACUGUAGUAAAUUUGGGGAGGGGUGGUAAAAAUGGGGUCUUGGAGGAAGAUACUGGGUUAUGGAUGAGUAAUCAGACGGUUCAUUCUUGGGAAAAUUUGGUUUAUGCAGCUAGUUUGGAUGGGGAUACUGCUGUGGUGUUUGUGAAGGGAUUGAAUUUGAGGUCGGACAGAGAAUCCGAUCCGGGACAAUUCAGUUGCCAUUUCGGACUAAGGAGUUGGGAAAUUGAUGGGAGAUUUAUGCUGAGGACGAAAGCUUUGACAGCUGCUCAGGAGGUUGUGAGAUGUUCAUUGCCACGGAGCCUACAAGCUAAUCCAGAUAAGGCACGAGGAAUACGAGUGACUCUUGGAAUGGUACCCUAUGGUCGUUCUCGAAUUCACGAGCGUGUCCUUGUGCCUUCUGUGGCCAAGAUUUCUGGUUUCAAGUCCAAGGAGGAGGGGGAGAAGAAGAAGAGCGAGGGCAAAUUCGAGCUUUGUGUGUGUACAAUGGUGUGGAACCAGGCUUCUGCUCUUCGCGAGUGGAUUAUGUACCAUGCUUGGCUUGGAGUCGAGAGGUGGUUCAUUUACGAUAAUAAUAGUGAUGAUGGGAUUGAAGAGGUUAUUAGGGAACUUGAUCUAGAGGAGUACAACGUCACUAGGCACAUAUGGCCAUGGAUUAAGACUCAAGAAGCAGGCUUUUCGCAUUGUGCUUUGAGAGCAAAGUAUGAAUGCAAUUGGGUUUCCUUCAUGGAUGUAGACGAAUUCUUCUACUUUCCAUAUUCAACACAACGGCACAAAAGAUUCAGGAAAUUGGGUUACGCGGGGCAGAAUUCACUUAACACCUUGGUGGCAAAUGUUUCGUCAUCAUCAAGAAGUAUUGCUGAAAUCAGAACUUCUUGCCACAGCUUUGGACCCUCGGGGUUGAACUCACCACCCUCGCGGGGAGUUACGGUAGGUUACACUUGUCGACUUCAGAGUCCGGAGAGGCAUAAAUCAAUCAUUCGACCAGACGCGCUAGAUACCACACUCCUCAAUGUGGUGCACCAUUUCCACUUGAGGAAGGGAUUUAAAUAUCUGAAUUUACAUCAGAGUACUGCAGUAAUUAAUCACUAUAAAUAUCAAGUGUGGGAGGUUUUUCGAGCAAAGUUUUACAGACGGGUUGCUACAUAUGUCGCUGACUGGCAACAGAACCAAAACGAGGGUUCAAGAGACCGAGCACCCGGGUUAGGGACCGAGGCCAUUGAACCGCCUGAUUGGCCGAUCAAAUUUUGCGAGGUUUGGGACACUGGGUUGAGAGAUUUUGUUUUGGCCAGUUUGAUUGAUGUUUCAACAGGCCUGUUGCCAUGGGAGAGGCCUUCCUCUCUUGCUAUUUAGGUAUGGGAGCCUUGAAAUCAGGCUCUUUUGUAAAGGAGAAAUUCAGACUAUGAUCAUUCAUUAUUUUUCUUUUCUCGAUUGUUUAAUUUUAUACUCUGUAUCUGAUCCUUCUGUUUUUGUACAAAAGAUGGGAAGGACCACAGAUUUAAGACAUAGAUAUGUUAUACUCUGUACUUUCUGAUGAUAUAUGUAACACGAUUGGUUCCCUCUUUA